GAAGCAACCAUGUCUGACAAGAGCGACCUCAAAGCAGAGCUGGAGCGCAAGAAGCAGCGCUUGGCCCAGAUAAGAGAGGAGAAGAAACGGAAGGAGGAAGAGCGGAAAAGGAAAGAGGCAGAUAUGCAACAGAAGAAAGAACCUGUUCAAGAUGACUCUGAUCUGGAUCGCAAACGCCGAGAGACUGAAGCUUUGCUGCAAAGCAUUGGGAUAUCACCGGAGCCCCCUCUAGUGCAGCCGCUGCAUUUUUUAACAUGGGAUACCUGUUAUUUUCAUUAUUUAGUCCCAACCCCUAUGUCUCCCUCUUCGAAAUCAGCGAGCACGCCCAGUGAAGCUGGAAGCCAAGACUCGGGCGAUCUGGGGCCAUUAACAAGGACCCUGCAGUGGGACACAGACCCCUCAGUGCUCCAGCUGCAGUCAGACUCAGAACUUGGAAGAAGACUGCACAAGCUCGGCGUGUCAAAGGUCACCCAGGUGGAUUUCCUGCCAAGGGAAGUAGUAUCCUACUCCAAGGAGACACAGACUCCUCUUGCAACUCAUCAGUCCGAAGAGGAUGAGGAAGACGAGGAGAUGGUGGAACCUAAAAUUGGUCAUGAUUCUGAACUGGAAAAUCAAGAGAAAAACCAAGAAGUGAAAGAAGCCCCUCCAAGGGAGUUGACAGAAGAAGAAAAACAGCAGAUCCUGCAUUCAGAGGAAUUCCUCAUCUUCUUUGACCGAACAAUCCGAGUGAUUGAAAGAGCACUAGCUGAGGAUUCUGACAUCUUUUUUGACUACAGCGGCCGAGAGCUGGAGGAGAAAGAUGGGGAUGUGCAGGCUGGAGCCAACCUUUCUUUCAACCGCCAAUUCUAUGAUGAGCAUUGGUCUAAGCAUCGGGUGGUCACAUGUAUGGACUGGUCUCUCCAGUACCCUGAGCUGAUGGUUGCUUCUUACAACAACAAUGAAGAUGCUCCCCACGAACCAGAUGGUGUGGCCUUGGUGUGGAACAUGAAGUUCAAGAAAACCACACCAGAAUAUGUCUUCCACUGUCAGUCCUCAGUGAUGUCAGUCUGCUUUGCCCGUUUUCAUCCUAAUUUGGUGGUCGGUGGCACCUAUUCAGGCCAGAUUGUCCUCUGGGACAAUCGCAGUCAUCGAAGGACCCCUGUCCAGCGGACCCCCUUGUCAGCUGCUGCACAUACACAUCCUGUGUACUGUGUCAAUGUUGUUGGGACUCAGAAUGCUCACAACCUCAUCACUGUCUCUACGGAUGGAAAAAUGUGUUCUUGGAGCCUGGACAUGCUUUCAACGCCUCAGGAGAGCAUGGAGCUGGUGCACAAUAAGUCCAAGCCUGUUGCUGUUACGGGAAUGGCUUUCCCGACGGGAGACGUCAACAACUUCGUGGUUGGCAGUGAGGAAGGUACUGUCUACACAGCUUGUCGUCAUGGAAGCAAAGCAGGCAUUGGCGAGGUCUUCGAAGGUCACCAAGGGCCAGUGACGGGAAUUAACUGCCACAUGGCUGUGGGCCCCAUCGACUUUUCUCAUCUGUUUGUCACAUCCUCAUUUGACUGGACUGUCAAACUGUGGACCACAAAGCACAACAAGCCGCUCUACUCCUUUGAAGACAAUGCAGACUAUGUGUACGAUGUCAUGUGGUCCCCUGUGCAUCCCGCGCUCUUUGCCUGCGUGGACGGGAUGGGGCGCUUGGACCUCUGGAACCUCAACAGUGACACCGAGGUGCCAACAGCAAGUGUGGCCAUUGAGGGGGCGUCUGCCCUAAACCGUGUUCGUUGGGCACAAGGCGGCAAAGAAGUUGCUGUGGGAGACUCAGAAGGUCGCAUUUGGAUCUAUGAUGUUGGAGAGCUUGCGGUUCCCCACAAUGAUGAAUGGACGCGAUUUGCCAGGACCCUGGUGGAGAUCCGCGCCAACAGGGCUGACAGCGAGGAGGAAGGCACUGUUGAGUUAGCUGCCUAGAUGUGAGAUGAGCCUGCCCGAUGUGGCCCCCCAUCCUUCCAUGCUAAACUCAGAGUCUGUAGUCCAGGCUUCCGUGCUGUGUUUGGUGUCCUUUCUGU
Molecule: messenger RNA, 2045 nt
Organism: Phodopus roborovskii (desert hamster)
Lineage: Eukaryota; Metazoa; Chordata; Mammalia; Rodentia; Cricetidae
Gene: Dync1i1
Product: dynein cytoplasmic 1 intermediate chain 1
Exons: 16
Coding region: 10-1947 (645 amino acids)
Biological process (GO): transport along microtubule
Cellular component (GO): cytoplasmic dynein complex
Molecular function (GO): dynein light chain binding; dynein heavy chain binding
Source: RefSeq, a predicted model, not a curated record